This is a messenger RNA of Purpureocillium lilacinum, 963 nucleotides long. Its product is annotated as mitochondrial 37S ribosomal protein uS15m. Gene Ontology annotation, cellular component: ribosome. Lineage: Eukaryota; Fungi; Ascomycota; Sordariomycetes; Hypocreales; Ophiocordycipitaceae. Gene Ontology annotation, molecular function: structural constituent of ribosome. Gene Ontology annotation, biological process: translation. The record is from RefSeq and is a predicted model, not a curated record.
AUGCCUCCCAGAUUAGAGGCGCUGCAGCGCCUCGGCACCGUCAGCCUGUGCCUACGGCCAGCGACGCGGCCAUCGCCUCCCAACUUCCUCCCCGUCGUCCAGACGGCCAACCUGUCGAUGCGCGAGAAGAAGCGCAAGGCCAAGCAGGACCCGUACAAGUGGGCGCAGGCGCAGCAGCGCAAGAACGCCAACCUCAAGCGGCGGGAGGAGCUGCAGAAGCAGCGCGACGCGGCCUGGGGCGACCCCGUAUGGGGCACGACGACGCCCUUCCUCGAGUCGCUCGACGCGGCCGGCCAGGACAAGGACAGCGCCAGCGGGGUGCCGCGCGACGCGAGCGGCAACCUGCUCGGCAAGCCGCGCGACCUGCCCACCGCCCCGGGCCUGCGCAACCACUUCCUCACCGACGCCGAGCUCGACGACGCCGCGAGGCACGCCUACGCCCUGACCAAGCCCAUGGUCGGCGUCGUCGAGUCCCAGAUGGACCCGGCCACCGAGGAGGAGCGGAAGAAGCUGCACGACCAGAAGCACUACAAGGCCCUCGACGCCCUGCGGAGGAUAACGUCGCUCCGCAACGGCAGCGCCCGGGACCGCUUCCACGCAAACGUCCGGCGCAUCAUCGACGAGUUUGGCCGCCACAAGACGGACAAGUUCCUCGCGCCCAAGCCGCAGUCCAUCUCGCCAAACACCACCCCCAUGCCCGGCCGGUCGGGCCCCGACACCGGCAGCUCCGAGGUGCAAAUCGCGAUCCUGACCGCCAAGAUCAGGGCACUGGGCAAGGCCCUCGAGACCAACAGGGGCUACAAGGACGUACACAACAAGAGGAAUCUGAGACUGUUGUUGCACCGCCGCCAGAAGCUGCUCGCAUACAUGGAGCGCAAGGAGCGCGGGAGCGAGAGGUGGACACACAUGCUGGAGAAGCUGGGGCUGACGCCCGCCACGUGGAAGGGCCAAAUCGACCUGUAG